AAAUGCGAUAUUGUUUGUGCUAUAGUCAUAAUACUACGAUGUGCUGUAGGGGACAGUUAACUACUGCGUUAUAAUUUUGAGUAUUUGUUUGCUGUAAGUACCGUAAUAAGAUAUAAUUAUGUCAAAAAACGUUUGGGACGCUGCUGCUGCAGAAGUCCAGUUAAUGCAAAGUGGUGGAGGCAAUUCUUUGGAAAAGUUUAUUCUGUUUGUCGGAGGAAAAUCUUCGGGGAAAACAACAGCAAUUUUGAAAUUUCUUUCAAGAGAUGAAGCUCCCAGACCGACCACUGCUCUUGAGUAUACCUUUGCAAGGAGGGCAAAUAACUUGCAAGAUAAAAUGACCGGUCACAUAUGGGAACUUGGUGGUGGUGUUAACUUGAUUAAACUAAUGGAUGUUUCUUUGACUGUUGAUACAAUCCACUCCAUGACUGUGAUACUGGUGUUAGACUUGUCCAACCCGAGUGAGCUUUGGUACACAGCAGAGAAUCUUCUGAAAGCGGCUCGAGCUCGAAUCGAUGCAACUCUGAGCCAAAUGAGCAAACAGAAAGCUGGUUUGCAGCAAAAGUUUUUAAAAGAAGCGUGGGAAAGACUUGGUGGGAAAGACAGGCCGGAUGCCCACGUUAUCAAUCCCUUCCUUGUCCCCUUGGUUAUCAUCGGAAGCAAAUUUGAUAAAUUUCAAGAAAUGGAACCUGAACAGAAAAAGGUGAUCACCCAAUGCAUCAGGUACCUUGCUUUAUCCAAUGGUGCAUCAGCCAUCUUCAUGAGCUCAAAAAUUGAAGCCACAGUAAAAGGACUUCGCCACAUAAUGAAUGUAGCAGCAUUUGGAGGGCCACUAAACAAGACACCAGUGAUUGACAAUAAGCGACCCCUCUAUGUACCAGCAGGUAUUGAUAGCUUGGAUGGCAUUGGGUCGCCUCCAUUAAAGAGCUCGGAUAUUGGCCGUGUGUCUUCCAGGAAUCCGACUGAAGUGUGGAAAUCCGCAUUUUGUGGCCAUUUCCCUCAGGAAAAUACAGGCUCAAAACUACAAGCUUCGUUACAAGAUGACCCGGCAAAAGACAAGCAGUUUAAGGAACCAAGAAUUGAUGAACUUCGAGCUCAAAAAGACAGAGAGUUGGAGGCAUUCAAGAAACAAGAGGGGCAGAAAUGGACAACAAGAAUUAGCUAAAGACUAUUUACUUGAAAUUCUUUAUAAAACGUAGUACAUAAAAUUGCAAUUGUUGUGCUUAGUUGAAGAGCAUUUUAGCCUAUAUGCUGCAAAAUUUUAUGUUAGUAGUUUUUACCGAAAACAUUUUAUUGGAUCUGUGCUAUGAUGGUAUUAUUAACGGUCAAAAUAUCAAAGAGAUUCAAUAUAUUAAUUGUAUUUGGCAUUUUGUUUUCGAUGUUUAUUGAUUUACCAACAGUGGUUUUUACUUUAUUAAUCUGACCACACAUUUCUUAUGUUUGUGCUUACUAGGUAAUUUUAAUUUCAUCCUUUAUUGGGAAACUUGUUCUCUGAUACUUUAUACAAAUUGUUGUUGAAUGAAAAUCCUCUAUCUUCAUAUAUUUCUCCAGCGCACUGUGUUUUGAACUAAAGAAAAUAUAUUUCAUUACUGAACCAA
Messenger RNA from Ciona intestinalis (vase tunicate), 1595 nucleotides. The record is from RefSeq and is a predicted model, not a curated record. Lineage: Eukaryota; Metazoa; Chordata; Ascidiacea; Phlebobranchia; Cionidae.